Messenger RNA from Lottia gigantea (owl limpet), 1653 nucleotides. RefSeq lists its product as hypothetical. Lineage: Eukaryota; Metazoa; Mollusca; Gastropoda; Lottiidae. The transcript is spliced from 6 exons. The record is from RefSeq and is a predicted model, not a curated record. Bases 1 to 1653 code for a protein of 550 amino acids.
AUGGAAAGGAAACACCCAUCCUACGUAUUUAUUGAUAUCAUACAACAAGGAUGUAUGAAAUCUACAAUUACUUCCUUGUUUUAUAUCAUUGUUUUACUGUUAAUUAUGGAUUAUACAUCUUUAUUUCAUCUAUUAUCAACUUUAUCUUGGAAUAUAUCAUCAGACCUGGUUGAUAAGUUCAUACCUAUCUGUAAUGAUACAAAACAAACCUUCAACGAUACUUUCUUCGUAUACCAUGAUGGUUUUUCACAGAAAAGUUUAAAACAACAUAAUUGUUCUUGUCAUAUCUAUUCCAAUAGUAACAAUUCAAGAAUUGACAUCCAAUAUUUAACUCUUAUUAACAAAGAAAACACAUCACUUUAUCUUCAAAAAAAAAAAAAAAAUGAGUUUAAGGAUACAAGUAAAUUCAAAUGUUCUGCAAGACACAAAUGUUCCUUUAGACUGCGUAAUAAUGGUACAAUACAGUUUACUGAAAAUGGUGGCAUUUCACAAUUUCUAUUUGAAGUCAGUGGCAAAACAGAUAAUGAUUUAAAUAUAACGUUAUCAUGUAAAAGUAAAUCAACUGAAAUUACACAUCCUGGUAUGGUGGAAAAAUUAGAAGAAAAUUUCACUAAAAAUGAUCAAGUACCACUUCCUGUCCCUAGCAAUAACAAGACAAGUAGUAUCAAUAUUGGAAUGAUAUUAACAGGAAUUGGUAUCUUUAUGAUAUUUAUUUCGAUACUAAUCAUUUUUAUAUUCUUAAGAAAAUAUAGACAAAAGAAAGAUGUUUCCGAGAAAGUAAUAAAUACACACAAAGUAUCAGAGAUCAUUCCAGAAAAAACAUCAGAAAUCAAAAGUACCAAGGAAUCCAAGCCUGAUGAAGAAGAUUAUGAGUUUUGUGAAAUCACAGAGUAUUAUCCAUUAUGUAAAGAAAAAACUGAGCCUACAAUACCUAAUGUACCUUCCAAACCACCUCCAACCAAACAAGAAUCUGUUGAUUUUACCAAUUCAUCUGGUAACAGAAAGUCAGAUACACAUACAGAUCAAACUUCAACUCCACAAACAGACAGAUAUUCAAAUGUUCAAUUGGAAUCACAGCCAAUACAAAGGGAAACGACUAAUCGGAAGAGUGUAAAUUCUAAUCACACUGAUAUAAAAUCAAACCAUCAAUCUGUAUUACUGGAGAAUGGACAAUAUGACUAUGAUAAUUUAGAUGAUAUUGAAGACACUUAUAAUCAUCUAGAAAAUGUUUUCUCCCCUCAGACCUCAUUAAAUAAAUCAUUUACUGAAGAAAGUCUGAGCAAGAGUCCAAAUUCAUGUUUUGAUAACAAAAAAUGCUACUCCAAGAGUGGUGAAAUAUUUGGAGAUCUAGAAAUUAAGAUGUUACAUAAUUGUGGAAUCAGUGAUGUCAAAGACAAAAGGAAACCAGUUAUGAAGGAUGAGGCUGGACAGAAAAGUUCUAAUCAAGAUGAUGAUAAUGUGGAGUUAAGAACAAAAGCCUCAUCUUCAUCAAGAAGUCUCAGUUAUAACAAAUUGUUGAACAAUUCAGGUAAAAGUGACUUUAAUGAUGUGGUUUGUGAAUUGGUGCAAAGGUCAAAAUCCUGUUCAAGCACAGUUCAGAAUCCUGAAAUGAUAAUAAUUGAAAAUGACUUGUAUGAAUCUAUGGAUGGUUAG